CUCUCUCUUCACAGCUCGCGACAUCCAAGGCGAAACUAUACUCUCUCACCCCCCGGAUCGGUGGGUGCUACCGAUGAGCCUGGAGGCUCUAUACGAAGCAUACCCAACGUUACUUAUAUUACUACCAGUCCGAAUGGCGAACAGCAAAGGUCUGAAGGCAUGACAUGCCAUGAAUACCCUGAACGCGCCGUUGACACCAUACCCUUUCCUGAGAGCCCCACUAACUCUCCUGUUUCAACCCUUCGUUCUCCUCGUUCUCCUGGACGCAGUGAUACAUUAUCUCCGUCAAUGUUGUCACCACUGACACCCGGAACAGGAUAUUUGAGCACAGAGGAAUGGCAUAUGCCCGGUUUCCCCCCUCAAGGUCGAAGCCCCAUUUACGGCCCUGAUAGUCCUGGUUCACCCCGUCCUUCUCCUGAAUACGCUAGGAGCCCCAGGGAUGUCUCCUCUCCGCCGAUGUUCUCACAAUUGACACCCGGAACAGGAUAUUUGAGCACAGAGGAAUGGCGUAUGCCCGGUUUCCCCCCUCAAGGUCGAAGCCCCAUUUACGGCCCUGCUAGUCCUGGUUCACCCCGUCGUUCUCCUGAAUACGCUGAGAGCCCCAGGGAUGUCUCCUCUCCGCCGAUGUUCUCACAAUUGACACCCGGAACAGGAUAUUUGAGCACAGAGGAACGGCGUAUGCUCGGAUCUCCUCCUCAAGGUCGAAGCCCCAUUUACGGCCCUGCUAGUCCUGGUUCACCCCGUCGUUCUCCUGAAUACGCUAGGAGCCCCAGGGAUGUAUCCUCUCCGCCGAUGUUCUCACAAUUUGCACCCGGAACGGGAUAUUUGAGCGCAGAGGAAUGGCAUAUGCUCGGUUUUCCCCCUCAGGGACGAAGCCCCGUUUACGGCCCUGCUAGUCCUGGUUCACCCCGUCGUUCUCCUGAAUACGCUAGGAGCCCCAGGGAUGUAUCCUCUCCGUCGAUGUCCUCACCUGGAUCGGGAGUCUGGACCGCACAAGAGCGGCGCGUGCUCGGUUUUUCUCCUCCUCCAUCAUCACAUCCGACCCCUGGUGCUCACACUCCCAGGGGUCGGAGAGAUAGCUCCGCCUCUGCUUCGAGUCGGGCGCAAGCUAGAAGUCCAAGAACACCUCGUCAUCAGGCGACCAACCAUGAUACACCCGAUAGUCCUUUGUCCUCCAUUCUUUAUGAGCUUGGUCUUCCUAGACCCGACCCGAACGAUCCUUCAAGCCUCUCCACUACCUAUGAUGAUUACCCUCCUUCCCCCGGGCGAUGGCCUGUAGAAUGGGGAAGUCCCUCAUUUUAUGGCUUAUCUCCCAGUCCUGUACCUCAAAGUCCGGGCCCAAGUGGAAGCCAGAGGAGUAGCACGAUGAGUGCUGGUAGUAGAAGUCCAGGGGCAAGCUCGCGACAUGGGAGCACCAGUCCUUAUCUUCAUAAAGCACGGUCCCCUACUGCUUCUUCAGCUAAGAGCCCUAUGAGUCGCUGAUCAUCCGAAGUGCUCGAGGAGGUAUGCCAAUAGUGUAUGUAGCUUACCCAUGACGUGCAAGGCUUCCAUGAUUUCUAUCCCCUUUUCCCUGUUUACGU
Molecule: messenger RNA, 1580 nt
Organism: Lentinula edodes (shiitake mushroom)
Lineage: Eukaryota; Fungi; Basidiomycota; Agaricomycetes; Agaricales; Omphalotaceae
Exons: 1
Coding region: 160-1482 (440 amino acids)
Source: RefSeq, a predicted model, not a curated record